Jatropha curcas is the source of this 4503-nucleotide messenger RNA. RefSeq names its product ENHANCED DOWNY MILDEW 2 (gene EDM2). The record is from RefSeq and is a predicted model, not a curated record. Lineage: Eukaryota; Viridiplantae; Streptophyta; Magnoliopsida; Malpighiales; Euphorbiaceae.
AAUUAUUAUUGGGCCAACAUAAGAGGUUAGAGCGUAACAAAACAAGUACAGAAACGGAAAAAAGAAAGAAAAAGCUUGGCGAAUACAGUGCAGUUGCGUUGCGGUCUCAAAACAUAAUUGCUUUGGGCACUUAUCGUCUUUUUAAUACAGGCAUAUAAUGGAGAUACGAACGUAAACGCUAAGACUGAAAACCUAAUCGAGGGAUUUCACUCCUUCAGUUCGUCUUUUGAUCAAGGCAUGACAUCAUCAGACGAUGAGGCUGAUGUUGGGCCGCAGUCUGUCUUGAACUACCAUUUUGUAAAUGACGAGGAUACACCUAUAUCUUUUUCGGUGUUGCCACUUCAAUGGAGUGUGAGUGAGAGUGUUAACGAAAAACCAAAACAGCAGAUAUUCUUGCAUGGGUCUGUAGACAAAGGGCUUCAGACCAUACACAAGGAAGUCACAGCGUGGAAUUUUGAUGUGUUGAAUGCAAUUCCGGAGAUAUCAGUGCUCACAAAGGCGAAUAAUUGGAUCAAACUGGAAAAGCCCAGGAAGAGCUUUGAAGAAAUAAUUAGGACAAUCUUGAUUACAGUGCAAUGUCUUCAUUUUGUCAGGAGGAAUCCAGGGGCAUCUGAGAAAUCUCUGUGGGACCACCUGUCCAAGGUUUUCAGUUCGUUUGAUGUUAGACCUUCUCUGAAUGACUUGGUGGAUCACAUGGCUUUAAUCUCUGAAGCUGUUAAACGAGAUGAUUCCUUAGCAGAGUCCAAGUUUCUACUCACAUUUCUUGAGGAAAAGCCAAGGAAGAGAAAGCUCAAUGAUGAGGAUGUGCAAGCUACAAAUAUGUCUAAAUUUAUCGUUGAUGAUGAAAUUCUUGAAGCCGUUGAAAAAGAUGAAUCCAAUGAAGACGACAACGACGAUGACGACUUGUUUGAUUCUGUCUGUGCAUUUUGUGAUAAUGGUGGUGCCCUUCUAUGUUGUGAAGGAAAUUGCAUGAGGUCAUUUCAUGCAACUGAAGAAGCUGGAAGAGAAUCUGUGUGUGCCUCUCUUGGCUUUACAGAGAGAGAAGUUGAAGCAAUUAAGAGUUUUUACUGUAAGAAUUGUGAAUAUAAGCAGCAUCAGUGCUUUGCUUGUGGAGAGUUGGGCUCCUCUGAUAAAGUUUCUGGUGCUAAGGUGUUUCGUUGUGCCAAUGCAACCUGCGGUCAUUUUUAUCACCCACAUUGUAUUGCAAAAUUACUCCACCCUGGGGAUGAAGUUGCUGUUGAGGAGCUUGAGAAAAAAAUUGCUUCAGGGGCGUAUUUUACCUGCCCUAUUCACAAAUGCUGUGCUUGUAAACAAGGAGAGAAUAAGAAGAUAAAGGAGCUGCAGUUUGCUGUAUGCAGGCGCUGUCCCACAUCCUACCACAGAAAAUGCUUGCCAAAGGAGAUUGUUUUUGAAAAGAAAAAGGCAGAAGGUGAAGACGAAGACGAAGAUGAAGAGCAAGAAGAAGAAGAAGAAGAAGAAAGAGAAACACGGGCAUGGGAGGGUCUGUUGCCCAACCGUGUAUUGAUAUAUUGUUUAAAACAUGAGAUCAUUGAUCACCUUGGAACUCCAAUAAGAGACAUAAGAUUCCCUGAUGUUGGAUACAAAAAGAAAAACUGGAUAUCAGAAUUGCCUGGAAGCUCAGGGAAAGUUUUGCUAAAGAAAAGAAGGCUGACAUCAGAAGGCUCCCUUUUGGGACAAACUUCUGUUGAAGAACUUACAGAGUCAUCUUCUCGUGUUAAAAAGGUUGUGAAUAUUAAAAAAGAUGAAACAAUUCCAUCUGGAUCGAAUUCCUCAAGGAAAUUGAAAGCAAAAACUGCAUCCAGGAUGUCUUUGAAGGAGAAUGUGAAGUCUGGCUCAACAGAUGUGGAUAGGUCUGCUGCAAUCAAUAUGAACAAGGAUGCACUGGGGGACAGGUUAUUUGAAUUCAUGAAUAAACAGUCUGAACAAUUAAAACUUGGUAAGCAGGACAGAUGCACUAGUGACAUUGUUAAAGAAACGGAAGUUAAGACUUCUACCAAGAACCUGAGCAGUGAAUUGCCUUCAUUAGACGCUGACACAGAAAGAAGAAUUUUGGCUUUAAUGAAAGAAGCUGCUUCUACAAUAACAAUGGAAAAAGUCAUGAAAAAGCAUGAAACUCCAUCUACACAUGCAUACUCAUCAAAAAAUGCCGUUGACAAGACAAUUACAGCAGGAAAGGUGGAGGGUGCAGUGGAGGCGGUUAGGACAGCUUUAAAGAAGCUAGAAGAUGGAUGCAGUACUGAAGAUGCCAAAGCUGUUUGUGAACCAGAAGUUCUGAAUCAGGUUUUUAAGUGGAAGAACAAGCUUAGAGUGUAUCUUGCUCCAUUUCUAUAUGGAAUGCGAUAUACAUCCUUUGGUCGCCAUUUUACAAAAGUAGAGAAACUUAAAGAGAUUGUCGACUUGCUCCAUUGGUAUGUACAAGAUGGUGAUAUGGUUGUCGACUUCUGUUGUGGUGCAAAUGACUUUAGUGUGGAGAUGAAAAAGAAGCUUGAAGAGAUGGGGAAGAAGUGCUCAUACAAAAACUAUGAUCUUAUUCAACCAAAGAAUUACUUCAAUUUUGAGAAGAGGGAUUGGAUGACUGUUCGUCCAGAUGAGCUGCCAAGAGGUUCACAGUUGAUAAUGGGAAUAAAUCCUCCCUUUGGAGUUAAAGCAGCUUUGGCCAACAAGUUCAUUGAUAAAGCUCUUGAAUUUAAACCAAAACUUCUUGUUUUAAUUGUUCCACCAGAAACAGAAAGGUUAGACAAAAAGAAUCCACCUUAUGAUCUUGUUUGGGAGGAUGAUCAGUUUUUGUCAGGAAAGUCGUUCUAUCUGCCUGGGUCUGUUGAUGAGAAUGACAAACAAAUGGAUCAGUGGAAUGUGACUACCCCACCUCUUUAUCUUUGGAGCCGUCCUGAUUGGAGUGCAAAACACAAGGCUAUAGCUCAAAAGCAUGGUCAUUUAUCCCGGCUACAGGGAGGAUCGCAUUUGGAAAAAAGUUGCUAUGAAACAAAAAACCCUGAUCAUCCAGCAGAGGUUCACUGUUACAACAUUGAUUCUUCAGACUUGACAGAUGAUCUUAACAUGCAAAGUAAAGAAGCAAAAGAACCAAAUCAUGAGAUAGUUGUGCCUGAAGGUAGUAAAGUGUGCUUCCCUGAUGACAUUGGUAACAGAGAAAACCGAGAUAUUCAUGGCCCUGAGAAAAACCCAUCUAUAGAGACUUCAAGGAAGAGAAAGCAUGGUGAAGUUAAGCUUGAUAGAGGAAUAAGUGGAAAACUACACAAGAAUAAAUGGAACAGUGGAAAGUCUCUUGAAAGCGAUACAGGAAAGGGAAUACCUAAUCAUUCCCCACGCCAUGUGGAUGACAAGCUCGGGAGAGGAAUGAAUGAAAAAUCACACAGCAAAAGAAAUGGUGGAAAGCCUCCUGAAAGUGACACUAAAAAGGGAAUAUCUCAUCGUUCCCCACACGAUGUCGAUAAGCCUGGAAGAAGAAUGGGAGAAAAAUUACAGGAGAACAGGCGGAAUGGUGGCAAGUCUCCUGGAAGAGAUAAAAAGAAGGGGAUACCCCAAUAUUCUCCACUCAAUGGUGAAGGUAACCUUGACAGAGGAAUUAGUGAAAAAAUACAUGAUAACAGACGCAGUGGUGGAAAGUCUCCUGAAAGUGAUUCACGCAAGGGAGUGCCUCAUCGUUCCCCACAGUAUGCAGUCAAUGCUGGAUCGCCACAGGAAGAUCCCCCAUCUAAAUCGUCAUCUGAAUUGCCCAUGCAUAGAGAGGUUAAUGAAAAUAGCAUGCCAAACAUGGAGUCUAGUCUUUCUAGUUCACAUAUGUCGUAUGGAACUGCUUAUCUGGGUAGGCAAUAUGGCAUGAAUGGCACUCAUGGAUACUCUCACGGCAACUUGGAGGAACCGUCUGCAGGGCACAUGAGAGAGAGUGCAGAGAGCAUUAGUUACAGAUACAUCCCCGAAUUAGCGCGGGAGCCUAAUAUGCAGUCACAAGUUCGACAUUAUGGGCAAGAUCCCGAGUUCUCUGUCCAAAGAAAUUAUUCGGGUGGCCAUGAGUCAGGAUAUAGCCAGUUGGGAUCGCUGUCAUCUCCUUACGGUCACUUAGGUGGAGCUGCAGAUUCAUCCUAUAGGAUGGGUAUGUCUGCAAUGCAACGAUAUGCACCUCGACUAGAUGAAUUGAACCAUACUAGGAUAAGUAACAUUGGUCCUGAUCCAUCCAUGGUGAACAGAACUGGCAUGUAUGAUAGUAUGCCGACUCCGCCUCCGCCUCCGCCUCCGCCACCGCCACCACCUCCACCUCGACCUGGGUACUAUGUUGACUCGAUGGGCUUUGCUCCAGGUCCCCAUUACCCCUAUGCACGUCACAACUCGGCAGGCUGGCUAAAUGAGUAAAUAUCUAGGUCUUUGAAUUUUGAUUUGUGAAACAAUGUAGGAGGGCCUGAGUAUGUUACUUGUGAAAUAUUAAUAUUAAUUUUUGGAUAUUAAAUUAGUUUUUUUGAAACUAAA